Messenger RNA from Centruroides sculpturatus (bark scorpion), 1489 nucleotides. RefSeq names its product ADP-ribosylation factor 1. The record is from RefSeq and is a predicted model, not a curated record. Bases 175 to 720 code for a protein of 181 amino acids. Gene Ontology annotation, cellular component: cytoplasm; plasma membrane. Gene Ontology annotation, biological process: intracellular protein transport; vesicle-mediated transport. Gene Ontology annotation, molecular function: GTPase activity; GTP binding. The transcript has 5 exons. Lineage: Eukaryota; Metazoa; Arthropoda; Arachnida; Scorpiones; Buthidae.
AUAAUAAUAGGUGAAUCACACAAGAUUAUCAUUGUUGACGUAGUGUCACGUGCGUAGUUAAGUCUACGUGGCAACCUGGUCGUUUGGUGCAGUUCUUUUAAAUCUCGUCGCCAUCUUGCCAAGUCAGUCCACUUGCGAAGAUUCGGUUUACUGUUAAAUUGUGCUUGUUCAACAAUGGGAAACAUAUUUGCAAAUCUCUUCAAAGGGUUGUUUGGUAAAAAGGAAAUGAGAAUCCUUAUGGUUGGAUUAGAUGCGGCUGGAAAAACCACUAUUUUGUAUAAAUUGAAGUUAGGAGAGAUUGUCACAACUAUCCCCACUAUUGGAUUCAAUGUUGAAACCGUGGAAUACAAAAACAUCAGCUUCACAGUUUGGGAUGUUGGAGGUCAAGAUAAAAUCAGGCCACUCUGGCGUCAUUAUUUCCAGAAUACUCAAGGUCUUAUUUUUGUCGUCGACAGUAAUGACAGGGAACGUAUAGGAGAAGCCCGAGAAGAAUUGAUGAGAAUGCUCGCCGAAGACGAACUAAGGGAUGCGGUCCUCCUUAUUUUUGCUAACAAACAGGACUUGCCAAAUGCAAUGAAUGCAGCCGAAAUCACAGACAAGCUAGGCCUUCAUUCCCUCCGUAACCGUAACUGGUACAUUCAGGCUACAUGUGCAACUAGUGGUGACGGUCUCUACGAAGGUCUAGAUUGGUUGUCCAACCAAUUGAAAAAUCAGAAAUAAAUAUUAAACGUAAAUGGGGGCCAAUAGUUAAUGAUGUAUCAGCCUUUGUGGACUUUGGCCAAGAGUCAGUUGCCACCUCCUCCCGACGAACAUUUACACUAUCAAUCAGUAGAUUUUUUUUCGUUUAAUUUCCAAAGAUCAAAUUUUUUUAUAAUUAAGAAAUGUAUAUUAAUCUGUCCUAGAUAAAAAUCGUAGUUUGUCUUUUCGUCUCCUUUGCCGUAAGUCGGAAUUUCGAGACGACCAACGAGAUUUUUAAUUUAUCGUUGCGCACGGUUCGUCCGACGGACGACUUAGGGCAAAGGCGCGAGUGCAUGUAAUGUACGCACGUUUUUUGGAAUUUUCCUCUAGGAAAGAUGUACAUCAUUUUUCGUUUCUUGUCAUAUAUUCGGAGGAGGAAUAUUUUCCGGCGAUGCAACCCGUUGUACAUAAUGGCAAUGUGAAUCGCAUCUCUUCAUGUUAAGGGCCCAAAGUCAAUGAAUGUUCAUUUUCUUUUUUUUUUUUUUUAUGUUGGUAAUUUCAUUUAAAUUUUUUCAUCUCUGAGUUAGUGUUGUAUGAAAGAUAUUAACAGUGGACAAAGAAAAUGUGCAGAUGUCGUGAGCUUUGAGUGAUGGCCAUUAAUAAACAAAAAAACAGUGAGCUGGCACUCAUUAUUUUGAAUGUGGUUAUUGGUAGUUUUCAAAUCUCAAAUGAUCCGUUCUUUGUAAUUUACAUCAAAUAAUAUCACAUUUUACUUUUAUUUCUAGGAAAAAAAUAAAUGUGUUAUACUGUA